This is a messenger RNA of Symphalangus syndactylus (siamang), 5665 nucleotides long. It is a transcript of the gene C1H18orf54, whose product is annotated as chromosome 1 C18orf54 homolog. Lineage: Eukaryota; Metazoa; Chordata; Mammalia; Primates; Hylobatidae. The record is from RefSeq and is a predicted model, not a curated record.
GGCUAUUUAACGUUGAACGUUCUGUUUUUGAAUCAAAGGUAGUUAAAAUUUCUUGUCAAUAAGUUUAACAUUCUGUUCUUCCGCAUGAUGGAUUUUCUUUUGGAGAUUCGAACUGAAGCCUGUACGGAGGAAAUGUUGUUUUUAAGGGAAAUAAAUAGAAAUAAUCCACUUUGAAGAAGCCAUGGCAAAAUCAAAGACAAAACAUAGACUUUGUUCUCAGGAAUCUUCAGUAUCUGCGCUGCUGGCAAGCUGCAGCCUGAGUGGUAGUAAUUCCUCUAAUUCUGAUGGCUCGUUUCACUAUAAAGAUAAGCUGUACAGAUCUGCUUCUCAAGCUCUACAGGCUUAUAUUGAUGAUUUUGAUCUAAGCCAAAUAUAUCCUGGUGCAAGCACUGGAAAAAUUAACAUUGAUGAGGAUUUUACUAAUACGUCACAGUUCUGCAACUAUAUUUACAAACCAAACAAUGCUUUUGAAAACCUCGAUCACAAAAAGCACUCAAACUUCAUAUCCUGUAGAAGACAGACUAUUAAUGACAUAGACUCCAUGAGCCUGACAACUGAUGAUCUAUUAAGACUUCCAGCAGAUGGAUCAUUUUCUUGUACUUAUGUUGGACGGAGUCACCGAACGAGCAAGAAAAGCAAGAAAUGCCAUGGAAGACUGGGUUCAUUGGACGUUGAGAAGAAUCCAAAUUUUCAAGGACCCUACACUCCCAUGGGCAAGGAUAACUUUGUUAAUCCUGUUAUACACACAAAUAUAAAUGGAAAGCAAUGUGGUAGGCUAAAAAACCCAAAACUUAUUAAUAGGACUAAUAAUUGCAUUUCUGAAUCAUCUUCGUCUUUUCCCAAGAAAUCGUCUUUCAAGGACAGUUCAGAACACAGUCUUGAAAAGAAUUAUCCAAGAUGGCUCACUAGCCAGAAAUCUGACCUUAAUGUUUCAGGGAUAACUAGUAUACCUGAUUUCAAAUAUCCAGUCUGGCUCCACAAUCGAGACUUGCUACCUGAUGCAAAUAGUCAAAGGGUUUAUCAGAUAUUUAAAGAUGAUCAGUGUUCCCCUAGACAUAGUCAUCAGGCACAAGGAACUUCUCGGCUUAUGAAUAAAUUAGAUUGUUUUGAAUAUGCUUUUGAACCCUCAAACUUUUCAAAUUCCUUGAGUGAUGAUAAAGAAUUAGUUAAUGAAUACAAAUGUGGUUUUGAACAUAGCCAAUGUCAAUGUGAGAAUCCACUUCUCCCAGGACGAUCCACAAAGCCAUUCAGUGGUGACAAAAUUGAAUUGCUUAUCUUGAAGGCCAAGAGAAAUCUAGAGCAGUGUACUGAAGAAUUACCAAAGUCCAUGAAAAAGGAUGACAGUCCUUGCUCAUUAGAUAAACUUGAGGCAGAAAGAUCAUGGGAAAAUAUUCCUGUUACUUUCAAAUCUCCUGUUCCCGUUAACUCUGAUGAUAGUCCUCAACAAACUUCAAGGGCAAAGAGUGCUAAAGGGGUUCUUGAAGACUUUCUAAAUGAUGAUAAUCAGAGCUGUACUCUUUCUGGAGGCAAACAUCAUGGUCCUGUCGAAGCCCUGAAACAAAUGUUAUUUAACCUUCAAGCAGUACAAGAACGUUUUAAUCAAAAUAAGACCACAGAUGCAAAAGAAGAGAUUAAACAAGUUUCAGAAGAUGGUUUCUCUAAAUUACAGUUGAAGGAAAGUAUGAUUCCUAUUACUAGGUCACUUCAGAAUGAUGAAUUAUUCAUUGAGACUAAGAACAGGGCCUCAGUUGACCAUCUAAUAUGAAGAUUUCAUUCUGCUUUAAAAUUUGAGGUGAAUGACUGGCUUUGCACCAUUUAUCUCGCCUGAGAGACCUGGUUGAUGAUACGAAUGGAGAACAGUCACCGAAAAUGUGAAGAGGAAAAUGAAACUGUCACCACAAUAAAUAGUCACCACAGAACAAAUAGGCAUUUUUUCUAUUACUUAAACUGACAAAGUAAAUAUAAGCCAUACAUUAUUUUGUAGUUGGUUCAAGGAUUAUAUAUUUCUAAAACACUAAACUUGAAAAUACUCAUAGGUUUUGGGACCUAUCUUUAUUUUGUGCCAACAUACUAGAAUGUGAACUGCAAGGACCCACAAUGUAUCCUAAAGUCUUACUUUUGCUUUCUGGCCAGCAAAUGUCUAAUAUUUAAAGUUGGAUGACUUCUGUUCUUGAAGCUUACCUGGAUUUAACCUUCUUCAGCAUCCUCAACAUUUUAUUACCUGGUUCAGGAUCAUUAAGAAACUUACUGGUUUUUAUCCAAAAUCUUUUAUGUUAAAUAGACUUUUUUAAAGAUAUAGUUAGCAUCACUUUCAAACAGCUUAAAGGAAUAUCAAAAUUGUUAUUGUGUAUCUCAUCUAUAAGGAAGUCUGUUACUUUGAAAUUUUCAUAAAUUUAAUAUUUAAGAUACAUUGUAUUUGAAAAUUGGAUUAAUAGUGGGGUGAUACUGUGUUAAAAGGAACAUUGUGUUGUGACAUUCAAGAGAACCUCCUCGUUUAAUUAGUACUUUGAUUCUGUGUAAGAUAAUCUUGGUAGUGCUUAACAGUUUCCAAACCUUUUUUUGGAGGGAUAUUUAAGAAUUUAAUACUUUGAUAUUAGAUUGUUUCCCAGAUUUUAAUUUUGGGGUUAGCUCAAACUAGUGAAAACUAUGACUCAAUGGCCAAUUGCUUUAUCAAAUUUGAUAACUAAAACUUAAAAUGAAUAUGGAAAAUCAGAAAGCAACUCUGUAUUUUAGAGCUAUUUUGUAAGAGUUGUGCUUUCUUUAACACAAUCUGUGGCCUUAAGUUUGUCUCUAGCGGAAACUGAACAAAGCUCUAUAAUUUUUUACCAAGCACUUAUUAUUAAUACUUCUUAUAAGUAGUAAGCAUCUUUACUAAUACAACUGAGAAUUAAGUCAUAAAACAUAACUAAUACAGCACAUUACUACCUGACGAAAUUACAGAGUACUGUGUGUAUGUAUAACUACUACAGAUUAACACUUCACCCAAAUGAUAGCAUUUUUCCUCAGUAGAUUUAUUGUCAAAUAGGAAUUUCUAAGCACAUUGAGUCAAAGCAUUUUUUACAAGUUAGUAAAGCAUUAUUUAAUAUCCUUGUUAGAGGUGACAUGUCAAACACUACAGUGAGCCCUGUGGGUUUUUUUUUUUUUUGCCAGUGAGUUUUUUUACCAUGCUGAUCUGACCAGUUUGAGUGGCAAUUACCAAUAGAUUUGUUCUCUUUAUUCUGUGGAGAUGUUUUUGCCACUGACACUGUUUUCUGAUUAUAGUCUGCUUCAUAGAAAAUAGCUUGCACAAUCAAACAGGGAGUUAACUUUGGAAUUAAAGUAUGCCUGGCUAUUAAAAAUGCAGAUUUUAGGUGGGUAAACAUCAGAUAGGUCUGGGUGGGUCAUGUUCUAGGCCUAGAAAAAUACACUAUUAGACAAGUUCUAAAGAAGGCAAGGAGAUAAAGGCAUCAGGUGGUAACUUCUAAUUGAAUAUUAUAUGUUGAUCAUACAUAACAUAUACUAUGCCUGGAAAUUAUAAUGACUGAAAAGCACCUAUUUGGUUAGUGCUCCUAUUCAUGAGAACAUAUCUCCAAUACUAAAUGAGAUAAGCCUGUUCUAAAAUCUUAUAGCCAGUAUUUUAAGAAACUUGAUUAUACUUACCAAAGGAACAUUGUUUUCUCUUGUUUUAAAUAUGGAGAGGUUUAAUCCUUUACCUAACAAAGGAAUUAAUUUUAGCAAAAUGAUUCAUUCCAACCUUCUUAUAAGAAAUAUCUAGGAGAGUCAACUAAGAAAAAUAAUGAAUCUAAGUGAUAAACAUUCAAGAAAUUCUUUAAAUAAGAGAUUUAUUUACAAUUUUAAUAUCUCAGGGUUCUUUUUAGGUUUCCAGGGGAAAAGAGCAGGAUAACAGUGUGGCGACUGCUAAAUUGAGAAUUUAAAACAAAUGAGAACAUGAGAUUUUUAAAAUUGCAUUGUGAAUGUAAAAUUUUUAUCAAUCCUUUGCUCUCUUUUAGACAUAUUGAGAAAAUGUUAAAUAGAAAAAAUUAAGAAAUUUUAAUAAGAUGUUUCAGAUCUUGGAGUAUGAAAAACAUAAUAAAAAGCCUAAUUUCAAAAAUCUAUUUGAGAUCAAGGGACAAUGGUGUGACCAGUAUGAAGGGUCAAGACUGAAAUGUAUUGUCUUUACUAUCAAGAACUCUACUUUCAGUUUUUUCUUGGACAGUUAAUUUCAGCUUCGUAGAGAUUUCUGACCAAAUUAGGGAACACUGUUUUCCUGGGUUUGUUUUGGGUAUAUGUCAUUAUAGUUAUGUUAUUUCUUGUUGAAAUUUAUAAUUGUGGGUUUUUUGUAUUGUUUUAGUAUUUAAUGGUGUAUAAUGUGUUAUUAAAUUAUAUGUAGUUAUACCAAAAUAUUUGCCUGAAGAUAAAUCAUGACAAGGUCCCCUGUUUAUUCCUGUGUUAUAGAUACAUGGAAUUGCUCCUGUAGAUUUGAAUUUUUGCUUCAUUUUUUUUCUGUCCCACCCUUCACUCUCUGUAUCUCAGAACAUUUUUGGUAGAAGUGCUAUCCAGAAGUGAACUUGUCAAAAGGCAAGUAGCAUGAAAGAAGACAAAAGAAGCAAAAGGCCAAUACAAUGGAUAAUUUCUGAGCACUUGAAGUUUCUUCAAAUGUGCAAGACUGUGUGUCUUCCUAUUAGAUGUAUAAAUUGGAUAUUUCAUGCCUAAUUAAAUGUUGCAUUGGAUUGCAGUGUGUAUCAUACAGUGAUUGGAGUAAAUUGAGGCCUAAUCCUGAACAUAUAUAGAGCAUAUUGUUAGAUAUUUUUCCUGUGAUAUUUGAAGUUAUUAUUUUCCCAUUUCCUUUUUCUUUUUUUGUUUAUAAUCAUAUGUCCCUAAGAUUGUUUUCCUUUUUUGGACCAAAAAAAAAAAGGAAAAAAAUCUUAGCUUUUUAUCCUCCCAGUGUAUUCUGCAUUGUCCUUACCCUAGAUCAGCCCCUUCUGUGUAACAGUUUUUCUCACAAUGUAGCAACUUUUAUCCACCCGUCAGGACCUUCACUGGGUCUAGUUCAUUCAUUUUCAAAUAGUUAUUUCAACCUUUAACCUCUACUGUCUUUGUCUUUUACACAGAAGCCAGAGUGACUGGUCUUGGCAAGACUCUGUUGUGUAUCACCACUCUAACCUUACUGAUUUGUUUCAGCAAAUUUGCUGUAGUUAAAUUGCUUUACUCAGAUUGCCCUAAACUUUAUAUGUGUAUUCUCACCUUUGUGCGUAUUAUUUCUCAUGCAUGAAAUACUCAAUUUUUAUUCUUUUAUCUAAAGCCUACUCUUACAUUUCUUUAAAGCUCUGGCCAAGUAUUUUAUUUUGUCCCUAAACAUUCUAACUAUCCACCAAACUGUGGUAAGUUGGCUUUUCUUUUUCCUUCCCCUGUCAUUCAUUUAGCUGUUGUAUUUCAUUUUAAUGUUUUGGGUAGUGCCUCUUAUACUAUGUUGUAUUCCUAGACAAGGAAAUGUAUAUCAAAAUAUGUUAGAUGAUUGACUGUUUUAUCUCCUUGAUGAUAGCACCUCUUAUACUGCUUUACAGAAUCAGGAAAAAGUAAACUGCAUUUUACAUAGUGGUUGUAAGUAUUGAUUGAUUGAUAUUCUAAACCUGGUUUCCUAUAUAAAGUUGUAAGUUCAAGAUAAAGAGACCACAUUCUUUACUUA